Messenger RNA from Asparagus officinalis (garden asparagus), 1582 nucleotides. RefSeq names its product monoacylglycerol lipase ABHD6-like. The record is from RefSeq and is a predicted model, not a curated record. NCBI's taxonomy places the organism in Eukaryota, Viridiplantae, Streptophyta, Magnoliopsida, Asparagales, Asparagaceae.
UAAUUAACACUAAAAAUGGUGAACUUGGUCGAAGCAGGACAAUCCCUGCUUCAUGCCAUACUGAAGCUCGCCGGACUCCGGCAGCAAACCAUCAUGAUCGAACCCGGCACAGUCAUGAGCUUCUGGGCACCAAAGAAAACCAACAGCAAGCACAUAAAAGAGAAGCCAGCAGUCAUUCUAGUGCACGGCUUCGCAGCUGAUGGCAUUAUGACCUGGCUGUUUCAAUUCGGCACCUUAACAUCCAAAUACUCCGUCUACAUCCCCGACCUCCUCUUCUUCGGAGGAUCCACCACUAACAGCAAUGACCGAUCGCCGAAUUUUCAAGCUGAGUGCUUGAUAAAGGCACUGGAUGAGCUCGGUGUGGAGGAGUGCACAGUGGUGGGGUUUAGUUAUGGUGGGAUGGUAGCGUUUAAAAUGGCAGAGGCUCGGCCAGAAAUUGAUGAAGGCUUUGUUGUGUCAGACAUGAUUGCGAUGACUGAUUCAAUCAUGAUUGUCAUGUUUGAAGAGGUGGGGUUCAAGUCAUACGCGGAGCUGCUACUGCCGGAGUCGGUUAAGGGGCUCAAGGAUCAAUUGUCGGUCGCGAUGUAUAAGAAACUUUGGUUGCCGGACUUUUUCCACAGGGACUACCUAAAGGUAAUGUUCAGCAAUAGGAAGGAGAGGGGUGAACUGCUGGAGGGGAUGGUAAUCAGAAGCGAGGAUGCCGAAGUUCCCAAUUUUCCCCAGACGAUACUUUUACUAUGGGGUGAGAAUGACAAUAUAUUCAACAUGGAGCUAGCACAGAACAUGUUGGUUCAACUAGGGAAGAAAUCUACACUGCGAGGAAUAAAGAAUGCUGGUCACCUGGUUCAUCUAGAGCGCCCCUGUGUCUACAACCGCCGACUCAAGAAGUUCCUCGCUCUCGUCAAUUCCCAACACACCACCGAACAGUCUUGAUGCAAAUUUCACAAUUUUGGCUAGCUCCACAUUUUGCAUAUCCCUCAUCUGUUGCAUGUCAUUUUUUUAUACGACACGUUCAAUAUGGUAAUAAAAAUUUAAUAAAGCCCGAAAAUCUUAUGGAUCUUCACUUGCUCAGGAAGACAAAAUAGUUUUCAAAUAACGAGUGUCAUCCAGGAUCAUCAAGUUGAUACGGUGUUACUAGCUGUUGAAGUUAACUGGAGAGGUGGGUAUUGUUGGUUCUUGAUAUAUCAAUCUGUUGAUAGAGUGGAUAGCCUUCUCAUCAAAGAAUUAGCGGUGUUCACCUAACCUGUGCUACAGUGUUCAUCUACCCCCGUGCUACAAUGUUCACCUGCCCCAAAUAGUAUUCACCUACCCCCAUGAGAAAACUUAUAAAUACCGCCCUAAAUUUUAUUUGUAAGGCAUCUCAGUAGCAGAGAGAGAAAGAGAAAGAUACAGAUAUAAGUAAUAUCAUUGAGAGAGUUUGUGAGAAAUUCUUAGAGAGUAUCUUGAUCAAGAGAGGGUGUUCUGUUUUAUCUUUUUUCUUUGUAACCUCGAAAGGAAUAUAAAGGAAUUGGGCGUCAUCGUUGUACCGUGGAGUAGCUCCGUAACAGUGAACCACGUUAUAUCUGUGAGUAAUGUAAUUGAA